Brassica rapa (field mustard) is the source of this 1383-nucleotide messenger RNA. RefSeq lists its product as uncharacterized. NCBI's taxonomy places the organism in Eukaryota, Viridiplantae, Streptophyta, Magnoliopsida, Brassicales, Brassicaceae. The record is from RefSeq and is a predicted model, not a curated record. Gene Ontology annotation, molecular function: catalytic activity.
AUGGAUCUUUUUUGUUGGAAUAUAAGAGGUAUAAAUGAUUCUGUAAAGCGGCGGGGUUUUAGGAAGUGGAUUAAGAAAUAUAAACCCAUUUUUGGAGGUCUCGUGGAGACCCAUGUACAGGCUAUUAAGUCGGAUUCUAUUUGUAGUUCUAUAUUACCGGGUUGGUCUUUUCACGGCAACUACGACCAUUCGGACCUUGGGAGGAUAUGGCUAGUCUGGCACCCUACUGUGUCAGUUCGGAUAAUUUCAUGUUCUCGUCAGAUAACUACUGCUAUUGUCAAGCUUCCAAAUGUGAGCUGUGAGGUUGGAGUAUCUUGUGUUUAUGGCUCUAACUGCAGAGUGGAGCGUAGGCUGCUUUGGAGUGAAUUGGAGACAUGUUCUGUCUCUCAUCAGCUAGCAGGCAUUCCUUGGAUUGUAUUUGGUGACUUUAACGAGAUCAUUAACCCGGAAGAGCACUCUCUUGCUGAUCAGUUCUCUUCCCAACGUGGUAUGAGAGAUUUUAAAGAGUGCCUUGAUCGGUGUUCGCUAUUUGAUCUACCUUAUUCUGGAAGCUCAUUCACUUGGUCCAAUGGCCAUGUGUCUAAAAAGCUGGAUAGAAUUCUUACUAACGCAGCAUGGCUUCAACAAUUUCCAGAAUCUAUAGGCAUAUUUGGUGUGCCAGGAAUCUCUGAUCACAGCCCGUGCUGUACAUUUCUGGAUCAGCACAAGCCUAAGCAAAAACGACCUUUUAAGUUCUUCGCGCAUCUCAAUCAGCAUGAGGAUUUUGCGUCUCUUUUGGGAAACUGUUGGAACUCCUUCAACUUCAGCGGUACAAAUCAGCUUCGAGUUUCCAAAAAGCUAAAAGAGCUUAAAGGAAUAAUCAAAACCUUCAGAAGGGAACAUUACUCUCAACUGGAGAAAAGAGUGGAGGAGGCGUUUUCCGAGCUUUGCGUUGCUCAAGAUAUGGCUCUCUCUAACCCCUCCCCUACUGCUGCUGAAACAGAAAGAAAGGCCCACCUUCAUUGGCAUGCCUUGGCAAAAGCGGAGGAUUCCUACUUGAAGCAACGAUCCCGAGUACAGUGGUCUGCGGCCGGUGACUCCAAUACUGCUCACUAUCAUCGUUUGAUUAGAUCAAGGCAAGCUCAAAAUCAAAUUGUAAUGCUGCUGGACAGGGAUGGAGGUGUCAUUGAUCAACUGGAGGACAUUAAGACUCAUGCAGUGGACUACUACUCCGCGCUACUUGGCGGCCUAUCAAACCUAACAUCGCCUUCUCCAGCCACUAUAGCCACUUACCUACCUCUACGCUGUUCUCCUGAGGCUGUUAUGCAGUUGGCAGCAGAGUUUACAGAUUUGGAUAUCCAGUCAGCUUUCCUUUCUCUUCCAGAUUCUAAGGGAAAGAAAUGA